Messenger RNA from Ordospora colligata OC4, 1425 nucleotides. RefSeq lists its product as uncharacterized. The record is from RefSeq and is a predicted model, not a curated record. The coding region runs from base 1 to 1425 and encodes 474 amino acids. Gene Ontology annotation, biological process: autophagy. NCBI's taxonomy places the organism in Eukaryota, Fungi, Microsporidia, Ordosporidae. The transcript has a single exon.
AUGAUCAGCAGGAACAGGAUCAAUAACUUACUGAGGAAUGACAUUGAGGCAUCGACAUUCGAUCAUAGCAUGAACAUAGGAAGAUAUUUGACAGCCAUUAGAAACCUUAAAAAGAAGUAUCUUGGCAAUGAGAUCACACUGCUAGAUAUUUAUCAAUACUACAGGAUACCACUAUCUAUGUAUACAUCCCGUAAAAUGAGAAAUGUGUUUGUGAUAGCUUCUCUUUGCCUGACAGUGUACAUUACAUCAAAUAUGGAUACACUAAGGAACAAUAGCAUUCCGAGACUUGGAUUGAACUUUUCCUCCGCAACCUUGAUUAUUGGAGGUGUUUUUGUGGGAAAGGAGAUUAUUUCGUAUGUGCUCAAUUUGAAAAAAACAAUGUCUAUGUUCUACAUAUACAGAUACAUAUUAAAAAGUGACACAGAAAGCACCAAGUUUAGGGACAUUGUUGACCAAAUAAUUAAACUCGAAAAAGAAACACAUGGAAGAGACUUGCGCGAAAGAGACAUCAGGUUCAUCAUCAAUUACGAAAAGUUCCUGCUGCUGAUGAUGAUGAGAAGGUUUCCAUCAAUAUUCCAUCCAAUGUGCUCCAGGUUUAUGCUUUACAUUAUGCAUCUUUACAUCAACAAAGUAGGUGUGCAUGAAGUCGAUGAGCUGCACGAUGAAAUCAGAGUGGUGGCUUUCAUCAUGCUUGUGCUUUCUCCUGUCAUCUCAAUAUUCUUCAUGCUGUACUAUGUUGCAAAAAUAAUCGAAAACUCUCAGAACUGCAUUUUCUAUUCAUUCCGACGGGAGCACAGAACAUCAUUCAAGUAUUUCAUAACAAAAGGUAAUGAAUAUCCUCAUGAAACCCGUAUGAGAAUCCAAAGAGGUGCAAAGUACCUCGAAGAGUUUUUCCAAGUCAAGAGAGGCAACUAUCUUGUGGGUAUAUGCUCAGCAAUCUCGUUCUUCUUGAGCUGCUUGAUUUUCCUUACUACAUGCUUGAUGAUUAAGACCGUACUGACAAGUAACUCUACGCUUAACAGUGUCUUCCGUGAAAACAUAAGGAUAUUUGGUAGGAAAACAAGCAUAGUCCAUCUGUCAUACUUUAUAGGAGGCAUUUCAUUUUGUCUGAAAUGUUUGAAUUUUAGGUAUGCAACAGCUAAUCGUCGUAAGGCAUUUGUAAAAUGGUGCGAAAUUAUGGAUCAGAAAGAGCUUCUUAAAUACUCCAGAAACAGGAGGUAUCUCGAGCGUGUUAUAACAAGGUUCUUUGUGCCCAGAAUUUACCUUUUUGUAUUGGAAAUCAUCUCUCCGUUUGUUGUUCCAUUCCAGCUCUUAAGGUUUAGAAACGAACUCAGAAACAUUGAGCUAAUGUUCCAGUCUGCUGGCAAUUAUAGAGAAUACAAUAGAUUUUUCAGAAACAAACGCGCAUCUGUCCUUGACUUAUAG